UUUGUCGGUGACAGUUGGUGUUUUGGUCUCUGUCUCGUAUCAUACCAUACCAUUUUUAUAUAUAUUGGAACCUCUUCUGAUUUAUGAGAACAGUGAAAAAACAAUCUAAUAUAAAAUAUAUAUGGGACAAAUAUAUACGAUCAAAAUCAAAAUAAAAGAGUGAGAAAGUUUCUUCAGUGUCUCUAUUGUGAACGCAAUCAGAACCAAACAUGAUGAACACACUGCCUGCACAGCCAGUUGGUAUACAGAGUACUGCUGGAGCUGUACCAGUUCGCAAUGAAAAAGGUGAAUUAUCUAUGCAAAAGGUGAAAGUGCAAAGGUAUAUAUCUGGAAAAAAGCCUGACUACGCCCAAGGGGUAUCAUCAUCUGAAGAAUCCGAUACAGAAGACUUUAUAGAACAGCAGAGACCUGAACGGAAACAAAUAUUGCCACAAGUGAUCAGCCAGAAAGAUGAACAAAAUAGUGAUUCUGAGAAGGAGGUUGAUGAUCCUCGGCUUAAAAGACUGCGGAUGGCCGCACGUUCGCCACCGCGUCGCGCCGAACACAAACCUGAGAUUAUUGAUGCAGAACCGGAGCCUCAGUCAGAAUCUAGCGGAGAGGAGGCCAAAGAUAGUUCCGACAGUGAAGACGAAUUGGACGAUGAGGAAAUCGAGAGACGCCGGCAGGCACUCAAAGCAAAACUUGCUGCAAGGGAGGCUGAAAAAGAAGUUCUUGGCCGUGACGAUGAUGACGAAAUGAUGGAUGGCGUCAAAGAGGAGAGUGGUUCCUCAGACAUGGAGUAUACAGACAGCGAAGAAGACACAGGUCCUAGAGUGAAGCCAGUAUUCGUGAGGGCAUCGGAACGUAUGACAGUAGCGGAGAGGGAGCGUAAAAUGAAACAGCAGAAAAAAGAAGAGAGCGAAGCACGUAAAGAGAAGGAGGACAGAAGGCGUGAGGCGCUCAAACUGGUGGAAGAUACCAUUCGGGCUGAGCAGAGGAAUAUGCAGGCGGAACAAAAAGAGGGCAACAUCAACGAUGUGUGCACAGACGAUGAAAACGACGAGCUCGAGUACGAGGCGUGGAAGCUGCGUGAAAUGAAACGCAUCAAGCGAGACAAGGAGGAAAGAGAGGCGAUGGAGAAAGAGUUGCUAGCCAUUGAGCGCAUGCGCAACAUGACCGAAGAGGAGCGUCGCGUGGAACAACGACUCAAUCCUAAAGUGGUCACCAACAAGGCAGUCAAGGGAAAAUACAAGUUCUUGCAGAAAUAUUAUCACAGAGGUGCUUUCUAUUUGGACAAAGAAGAAGACGUGUUCAAACAAGACUUCUCUGGAGCAACCCUGGACGAUCACUUUGACAAGACUGUUUUGCCAAAGGUGAUGCAAGUGAAGAAGUUCGGUCGUUCUGGGCGCACCAAGUACACUCACUUGGUGGACCAAGACACCACGGAGUUUGAUUCCGCGUGGAGCAGCGAGGGAGCCGCCGCCAGGCUCGCUAACUUCCGGGGCGGCAUGAAACAGGUGUUCGACAGACCCUCCGCUAAGAGGAAGCAUAAUAGCGCGAACUAAUAUAACAACGCUUCAACGCUCUAGCCACCGUCAGUUGCCGCAAUACAACAAGUUCUUCGGUAACUCUAACCAAUUUGUAUAUGUUACCAGGAAUGUAUGUAAUCCGUAAUUUUAUACAAUUCCUAGGAUAUGUACAGAAUUCCUAAAACGACCAGGCAAUGUAUGAAAUAUUAUUUAUUUCGCACUUUGGCCAGGAAUUGUGCACAAUGCAGAAUGUGUAGCCGGCAAUGUGUUAAUAAGACAAAAGUGGGGAAAAGAAAAACCUAAUCUAAUAAUCUACUUCGUGGUUCUUGAUGUUCCGAUCAUAGUCACAAGGUAUUCUAACAACGAACCCAGCGCUACAGUUGAGUUAUUUAUGCCUUAAUUUUUUUUAUGGUCCCAACCCCCCGUGCAGGUGGGGGGAGCUGCGCCCCCUUGUUUUUAUAUAAUAUAAUCCUAAUAAAUACACACUAAUUCAAAUUAUUUCACACAUUGCCGGUGGACCUGCAGACAUUCUAUACAAUGCCGAGGAAUUCUGAGCAGGCCUUAGGCAUUCUAUAGAUAUUCUAGGAAUUGUAUAGAUUGCAAGUAUACAGAUUUCCCGUGACAUAUACAUAGUGGUGACUUCUUUCUAAGCUCUUUGGCUUUGAAUUACAUAUUAGAGAUAUGAAGUAACUGUCAUCUGACGACCUUCCCAGAUCGGAAUAUAGCAAUAACAACAUUUUUUUCACGUUAUAAAGAUUAGGGGGGUUAAAAUAAAAGGAGAAUGAUUGGUAAAGCGUGUGUUGUUGUAACAGUUUUGUGAAUAUAUUCUGUAAAUAUAGUUAAUAAGGUUUGUUGAAAAUAUUGAUUUGUAAGUUUGCAUAGUUUUCACGAAGGUGUGAAGACUGGAUAUGUAAAUAAAUAAUUGGAAAUA
Messenger RNA from Amyelois transitella, 2439 nucleotides. RefSeq names its product microfibrillar-associated protein 1 (gene Mfap1). Bases 210 to 1544 code for a protein of 444 amino acids. NCBI's taxonomy places the organism in Eukaryota, Metazoa, Arthropoda, Insecta, Lepidoptera, Pyralidae. Gene Ontology annotation, biological process: mRNA splicing, via spliceosome. The transcript has 10 exons. The record is from RefSeq and is a predicted model, not a curated record. Gene Ontology annotation, molecular function: RNA binding. Gene Ontology annotation, cellular component: U2-type spliceosomal complex.